UGGAAAUUAUCGAAAUAAUAAUAAUUAGGGCUCUAUUUCGAACCCACUGUUUUUUUUCUCUCUUUUCUGCACGGUCCCUGAGAAAACUGGGGAAAAUUUACGAAGUCCCAGAAUUUGUACUUCUUUUUUCAUGUCUUAGAUGCUCAAAUUUUCCUGGGUUUUCUCGGUAACCAAACAAAUUGAGACCACUUUCUUUAAAGCCAAAACCUCUGUUUUCUGAACUGAAAUUAUAAGCAAAUGCAUGAAAUAACUAGGACUUGACUUCAUUUGAUUUCCUUCGGUGCUAGUCAAUUUGUUUUAGUGCUUUAGGUGUCUGAUACUGAAACAAAAUCUGAACUUUAAUUGUUUUUAUGCAUUUUUUUUUGCUCUUGUUAGCUGAAAGAGUGCGCACUAGUUUUGAUUCUUGGUAGAAUUUUUCUUAAUCUAGGGCAAGUUAGGAGUGAAUUAGGGUGGAAAUUUAUAAAUGGAGGAAACACUGACACCUACAAAGAGAAAAGAACCUGAGAAGGAGGAGGAGGAGGAAGAGAAGAAGGAAGAGAAAGCAGAGAUUGUUGGUGCUCAACAAAAGCAAGAAUCUGCUUUGAAGAAGAGGAACUUGACACGGACCUGUGUUCAUGAAGUUGUGGUCCCAAGUGGGUAUGUGGUGAAUAAAGAUGAAACCCUUUGUAUAAUGGGGAGAUGGCGAAAAGUUAUAAAUUUGAGCUUGACCCUUUUCAGAAGGUGUCUGUAGCUUGUUUGAAAAGGAAAAUCGAGGAUCCUGAAAUUGUCGGGUUGGUUAAUCAAAUUGAGGAAUUGGAACGAAAGCUACAUGCACAUCCACUGCACAAGGUUUGCCAUAUCAUUCAGAAUCAACUUCCCUCCACACAUUGUUCCUAUAAAAUUUUGUUAGGCAUCUCAAGAUGUGAAUCAGAUGAAAAGUUUUCAUAGAAAAGCUGAGGUGAAUCAUGAAAUUCAACAACUCAAAUCGAAAAUGCGUGAUUCCCAGCUUCAAAAAUUUCGUGAAGAACUCAAGAACCGAUCGCGAGUCUUGAAAAGACUUGGACAUAUAGAUGCUGAUGGUGUUGUCCAGCUAAAGGGAAGAGCAGCCUGCUUAAUAGACACAGGAGAUGAAUUACUUGUUACAGAACUGAUGUUCAUGGUACUUUCAACGAUCUUGAUCAUCCCCAAGUGGCUGCCCUUGCUAGUUGCUUCAUUCCAGUAGACAAGUCAAGUGAGCAGAUACAGUUGAGAACAGAACUUGCUGAACCAUUACAGCAACUUCAAGAGAGUGCAUGAAAAAUGAGAUACAAUAUGAAUGCAAAUUGGACAUAAAUGUUGAUGAAUAUGUAGAAUCAACUGUCAGACCAUUCUUGAUGGAUGUGAUUUACUGUUGGUCAAAGGGAGCUAGUUUUUCAGAGGUGAUGCAAAUGACUGAUAUCUUUGAGGGUAGCGUUAUCAGAAGUUCAAGAAGACUAGAUGAAUUUUUGGACCAGUUGCAUGCUGCUGCCCAAGCUGUGGGUGAAGUCAGUUUGGAGAGUAAAUUUGCAGCUGCCAGCGAAAGCCUUCGUCGAGGUAUCAUGUUUGCAAAUUCUCUUUACCUGCAAGUUGUCUUUUUGCAGGCAUUUGUUGUGUGGGGUGCCCAUGAGCACAAAAGUUCUUACCUUGCAACAAUUAUACCGUGGUGGCCACUUAAGAUGUGCUAUAUACUGGCAACUAUAGAUUCCAUCUCCUUUUCUCCUUCACUUUUGAGUUUCAUUCAUGCUGUUGAUCUUAUAUAUUUGACAGUUGAUUUCAUUGUAUACACACAAAGUUGGUGACAUGGAGAUGAAAAGUUAUGCCCAUGUAACGCCUCAGAAAUGUCAUGAAUCUUUUUGAGACAUAACUUGACAGACAUCAGAAGCUUAUGUAGGUGCAUACAAUUACUAGUCAAUCCAUGUAAUGCAGAUUAGAUAUGUUUCAUGUAUCAAUUUUCUAGGGAAGAUAACAACAGUGUUUGAUGCCUUCUCUUUUCGAAUUGUUUUCGAUUGAUUGAUGAAGUUUUAAAUAA
Populus nigra (black poplar) is the source of this 2026-nucleotide messenger RNA. Its product is annotated as DExH-box ATP-dependent RNA helicase DExH10-like. NCBI's taxonomy places the organism in Eukaryota, Viridiplantae, Streptophyta, Magnoliopsida, Malpighiales, Salicaceae. Gene Ontology annotation, cellular component: nucleus. The coding region runs from base 1272 to 1796 and encodes 174 amino acids. Gene Ontology annotation, molecular function: RNA helicase activity. The transcript has 7 exons. The record is from RefSeq and is a predicted model, not a curated record. Gene Ontology annotation, biological process: maturation of 5.8S rRNA; RNA catabolic process.